GUUAGACCGAGCUGUUCCAUCGGCGGAGCAAAGAUGGCUGAACAAGGCGUCGCGGAUCCUGGUAGCAACGAUAAUAAUAAUAAACCCGAAGAAUCAGAGGGCACUAUUAUUAAGGUCACAGUGAAAACUCCUAAAGACAAGGAAGAAAUCGCCAUCGCAGAAGAUGCCUCUGUCACUCAGUUUAAAGAGGAGAUCUCAAAGAGAUUCAAGGCCAAACAGGACCAGCUGGUUCUGAUUUUUGCUGGGAAGAUCCUGAAGGAUGGCGACAGCCUCAGCCAACAUGGCAUCAAAGAUGGCCUGACAGUUCAUCUUGUCAUAAAAACAGCACACAAGGCGGGAGAGGCCAGUAGCACCUCAGCGUCAAGCUCAGCCUCCACUCAGGCAGACGGUAAUUCCACCUCUAGUCCAGCCACCAACACCACCUCCACAACAGGCUCCUCUGGCUCCGCCCCACCACCCACACAGACACCCAACAUACUAUCGGGCUUCGGGGACUUGAGCAGUCUAGCUGGUUUGGGCAUGGGCUCGGCCAACUUCAUGGAACUGCAGCAGCAGAUGCAGAGGCAGCUCAUGUCCAACCCAGAGAUGCUUUCUCAGAUUAUGGAGAACCCGUUGGUGCAGAACAUGAUGUCCAACCCAGACCUGAUGCGACAGAUGAUUAUGGCCAAUCCACAGAUGCAACAGCUGAUGGAGCGCAACCCUGAGAUCUCUCACAUGCUUAAUAACCCUGAGCUGAUGCGACAGACCAUGGAACUAGCCAGGAACCCGGCUAUGAUGCAGGAAAUGAUGCGAAACCAGGACCGGGCUUUGAGCAACUUGGAGAGCAUCCCAGGUGGUUACAAUGCCUUGCGAAGGAUGUACACAGAUAUUCAGGAACCCAUGUUUAGUGCCGCCAGGGAGCAGUUUGGUAACAACCCGUUCUCAGCUCUGGGUGGCAACUCUGAGUCCGGUGCCCAGCCAUCACGGACAGAGAACCGCGAGCCCCUGCCCAAUCCAUGGGGACCACCAAAUUCUUCUAGCUCCACCGAGAGCGGAGGGGGCACCACAGGAAGCACUAGUACCACUGGAGGGACCAACCCCAGUGUGUCUAACCCUCUGGGUGUCAAUCCUGGGAGUCUGGGAAAUGGCAUGUUCAACAGCCCGGGCAUGCAGAGUCUUAUGCAGCAGAUCUCAGAAAAUCCCCAGCUGAUGCAAAACAUGCUGUCUGCUCCAUACAUGCGCAGUAUGAUGCAGUCACUGGCUCAAAACCCAGAGUUAGCCUCACAGGUAAUGAUGAAUAACCCGUUGUUUGCUGGAAACCCACAGCUGCAAGAACAGUUCAGAACCCAACUACCCGUCUUUCUGCAGCAGAUGCAGAACCCAGAAGCCCUGUCAGUCAUGACCAACCCUCGGGCCAUGCAAGCUCUAAUGCAAAUCCAACAGGGUCUACAGACGCUGCAGACAGAAGCCCCAGGCCUCAUGCCCAGUUUGAUGCCAGGUGGGACAGGUGGAAUACCUGGCAUGCCCACAGGAGGGGGCAUACCUCCAGAGAACCCCGCCUCCCCACCCAGCAGCGCUGGAACGAACGCCGCCCAGCAGCAGCUGAUGCAACAGAUGCUUCAGAUGUUCGCUGGAGGAGGAGGAGUCGGAGGAGGAAGUGCAACGACCCAGACCCCUGAGGUUCGGUUCCAAACCCAGCUAGACCAGCUGAACGCCAUGGGCUUCAUCAACCGCGAGGCCAACCUGCAGGCCCUCAUCGCCACUGGAGGAGACAUCAACGCCGCUAUUGAGAGACUGCUGGGCUCACAGCCCUCGUAAAGACGAGCAGUACAUACUGACACUCAGACACGCUCAUAAGUACAUCCUUAACUCAUAACACCCUACAUCUACAGAAGAGAAAUUUUUGUGUAUCGUCCCAAACUUUACAGAAGAAACUUGGGCAUGAACUGAAAGACCUUCACUCUUCAUCUGUUCUCAGAUCAUUCCCUGUUUCCCCUUAUUAUUAUUUUUUUCUUCAUCCAACUGUUUUUCUGCAGAGUUCUGAUGUAGAUGAACUGAAUCACUCUCUUUUUGAAGGCUGUUCUAAAUGAUUGAAAAAAAAAAAUCGAAUGAAAAGGAAUUCUCAAUUGUCCUUUUUUUAAUCCACAAAAAUUUGAAGUUUAGUGUUGUAGACAAGCAUUUACAUGAUUAAACCCAUGUGACGUGAAUGGCAUUUGGCUCUGUUUCAUACAUGGCUAAUGUGGAACAAUAUGGUUAUUUUCUGGUGUGCAGACAGUAAUCCCUGAACAUGUUCCCACUGACGUUUGGCCUCAGUUUUUUACCCUCAGCUGUAUUUUUUUGCCCAGCAGCUUUCGCUAUUUAUUACAAGCGCCUAAUAACAUGACGCCUUUCACAGUUCUCUUAAUCCGCCUUUCCAGUGCCCACCCAUGAGUGCGGUGUUUUGUUUUUUAUCUCUUUGGAGGUAGCAAAGCUGCAUUGUCAGCAAAUUACAGUCUCAUUCGGUGGGUGAAUCAGACACCCUCACUUUCAAUAAACGUCUCACGUCAUCAUUCAGGAAUCAGACCAUAACCAUGUAUCACUUCACAGCAGCUCUGAAGCACAGGGUGCUGCUAAUAUAAAUAUAAACGAUACAAACAAGCUUUGUUUUCAUUUAAAUCUGAUUUUUCUUCCUUUUUUUUGUUUUGGAGGUGCAAAUAGUACCUAGGUAUGAUUUGUUUCACAUGAAUUAAAUGUGGAAAUCAAUCAAGUUGAAUAAGAAAUGAAAAGGCUUUAAAAAACAAUUCUGGUAUGGUGACGCCAUGCAUCUCUCAAAUCAUAAAGUUUAGCUUGUUUGUUAUCAUUAUUAUUAUUAUUUUCAAAACUCAUUGUAGUUGUGGUAAACUUGGCAACUGCUUCAAUAGCUUUGCUUUGUCUGUUGACCUCAGCUGAAACAAAAAUCCAUCUUCCAGUUGAAAAUGUUGGAACUAACUUUUAACAGUACUGUACUAAAAAAAAAGAAGUAAUAAAUCAUCAAAAACAGUUA
This is a messenger RNA of Austrofundulus limnaeus, 3001 nucleotides long. RefSeq names its product ubiquilin 4 (gene ubqln4). Lineage: Eukaryota; Metazoa; Chordata; Actinopteri; Cyprinodontiformes; Rivulidae. The coding region runs from base 34 to 1797 and encodes 587 amino acids. Gene Ontology annotation, molecular function: polyubiquitin modification-dependent protein binding. The record is from RefSeq and is a predicted model, not a curated record. Gene Ontology annotation, biological process: ubiquitin-dependent protein catabolic process. The transcript has 11 exons. Gene Ontology annotation, cellular component: cytosol.